GCAUGUCUGUCCCACAGGCUGACAGUGCUCUGUUCCUGAUAGCUGUUCACUGUCCUCUGCUGCCUGUGGUUGCCUCUGGCACUUUCUCACCAGGUGCCUCUUCCUCUGGCACUCCCAGCACCUCAGGUCUUGCCAUGCUGUCAUCGUCCCAGUUGGAGGUUCCUUGGUGUCCUGGUUGCUGUCCUCCUGGAAAGUGGACUUUCAGAUUUGCCUCCACAUCUUUAGUGUGGGCCAACACUUUGGUGAGGUUAUCUGGGCGAGUGAUGUGGACCUGCUGCUGGUGUCAGGCUGAACCCUCAGAUGAAUGUAUCAAGGGCCAGGCUGUUCCUUAUAUAGGUGGGGAGCUGUGGGUUAGCCUGCUGGGUUAUCUGCUGGAAGUGGUCAGAGGCACCAUAGCUAGAAGCAGGACCCUGUGAUUUGGACUCACUAGCCAGGCUAAUACUUUUGCAUUUAACUAUAUUCCAAGCUUUCUGGGGAGCUGAAGAGACUGGGUAUCCAAUGCUGGUGAUGUUGCUGUGCUGCAAUUUGCUGCAUUGAGAACAGUCCUCUCCCUGAAUGCUGCUACUUUCAAAGCUGCUGCUGAGUUUGGACUGAAUGAGAUCCACCGCUUCAUAAAACUCCGUCUUCCAGCUGCAUUCAGCAGGAGAUUACAGCAAUGUCUGUCUCUCUGGCCUGUCAGUGGUAGGCAGGGAGAGUUCCCUACCCUAAAUUCAGUUUCGAUGUGCAUUUUCUCACCAUACUCUGUGGCACACCCUCUCACACAUUUGACCAUAUUAAUAGCUGGCAAGAGGGGCCUAGUGGCAUAGAUUGCCAUGUCACCAGUGCCUGUCAGGGACUUUCUCCUUUUUAUGAGUGGUGGGAGUACUAGUCAUUGAGUCGAUUAUCCUGUGAACGUUGUUCACUGUUAUUCUAGGCAGGUUUUGCAGACAUCUGGGGAAAAUUCCCUCAAAGGAGUAGCUAUCACGACUAACCUGCAAUAGUUCGGCUGACCUGGCUGGCUAAUGGACCUACUUCAUGUUUGUGAAUCAAAGAAGAUGGCCCCACAACCCUACUGCAAAAGGUGUAUCAUCUUGGUAGGCCACAGUAUCACAAUGCAGCGGACUUGAUCAUUAAAAUUUUAAGUAUGCAAUUUUUAAAUAAGUAAAUAAAGUAAAUAAAUAAAUAACAAUACAAUCAAAAUUAAUGGGCAUGUCUUGGCAAUAUUGCUGAGGAAUAUAAUUUCAGAAAAUGUUUCAUGUUGAGUUGCAGUGAAGUAAAAGAUGUGCUCAAAAAAGGCAUACAUUGAUGAUACCUAGAAUAAAAUCACUGGCUGUUCUCAGGUGUGCACUCAUCUCCUGACAACACAUCCUGUACAACAGUUCUAAUUAAAUCUUUUGGGUAUUCAUUACCAUUCAGUAUGAUAAAUGAAAUGGUAACCCCACCAUAUAUAUAUUACUACAGUUUACAAAAGCAAAGGAAUGAUGACUAAGUAGUCACAUAAUGCUGCAUCUUAAGUCUUUUCCUUUGAAGAUAAUUCUCAUCUGCACGUUAAAUAUAACGGCAGGGAAUUUGAUUGAUGACACCUCUAUAAUCAAAAAUCUCACAAAAGUUCAUAAAGGAGAAUCCUGUGGCAAUUCUUCAACUCUGUCCUGUUCAGGAGCAUCACCAACACCAGCUGAUGUACUGUUGUACAUGACUGUAGCAGCAGUCAUUUUUGUGACGGUUUGUGGAAAUCUACUUGUCAUUGUCUCCAUCUGCCACUUCAAGCAGCUCCACACACCAACCAACUUCCUCCUCCUCUCUCUGGCUGUGGCAGACUUUCUAGUUGGAGUAACUGGGAUGCCUUUCCACUUUAUUACAUGGCUGGAUCCACACUGGUGUCUUGAGACAAUAUAUUGCACACUUUUUAAGAUAGCAUCCUUUUACAUGACUUGUGUGUCUAUUUACAAUGUAGCUCUUAUUGCAGUGGACCGAUAUUUUGCUCUGAGCAACCCCUUUCUUUACUGCACUAAAAUGACAGUGAAUCUGACUUUGAGGAUGCUAUAUACUCUCUGGUUGUCUUCACUCAUCUACAGUGUACUGCUUCUUUAUACCAGUGGAAAUAUUUCUGAAAUAACUGGAAAUGUAACAUGUACCGAGUGUAUUGUUACAGCUAAUGAGUUUUGGACCAUUUUUGACUUUGUAAUAGUAUUUAUUGUGCCCUGCGUGACAAUCAUAAUUAUGUACCUGAAUGUUUUUGCUAUUGCCAAAAAGCAUGCACAUGAAAUAAAUUGUGUCAGAAAACAAAAUUCAAGUGGCACAAAAAUGAACAAUUUUUCAACAGGAUCAGAAAGGAAAGCAGCAAAAAAACUGGGAAUUCUAGUGGCAGUGUUCUUACUGUGUUUAAUACCCUACUACAUAAAUGCUUUUCUUUCUGUAUAUAUAACAACACCAUCUGAGUAUCUUACAUAUAUGAGUACUGUUACUCUUUUAUAUCUAAAUUCAUCAAUCAAUCCUAUCAUUUAUGCUUUGUUCUAUCCAUGGUUUCAGAAGUCUGUAAAGCUAAUUUUAACAUUUAGAAUAUGUGGCUCAGAAUCUUCAUUGUUGAAUGUGCUUUUAGAGGAGAACUGAACAAUCUGACAUUGAACAUUGUAGUAAGAGAUCUUAAAACUGCAAAACCAUGGAAAUCAGUAACACAAAUGUUUGUUUGAAAUCAGUAGCAUACAUGCAGUGUACUGGGGGAAUAUGCAGGGAAACAGACACUGAAUUCACCAGCACAUUGUUUUUUUAUUUAUUACUACCUGUGAUCAUAAAUUCUCUGCAGUGAACACAAGCUUCUUUUAAUGCUGCCAAACAUGUCUCCACAUCAUAAAUGGUGAAGUCCAAACAAUAUAAAAUAACAUUUAAAAUUUGUAAAAUUAUUGUACA
Molecule: messenger RNA, 2886 nt
Organism: Anguilla rostrata (American eel)
Lineage: Eukaryota; Metazoa; Chordata; Actinopteri; Anguilliformes; Anguillidae
Product: trace amine-associated receptor 13c-like
Exons: 1
Coding region: 1480-2589 (369 amino acids)
Biological process (GO): G protein-coupled receptor signaling pathway
Cellular component (GO): membrane
Molecular function (GO): trace-amine receptor activity
Source: RefSeq, a predicted model, not a curated record